This is a messenger RNA of Saccharomyces paradoxus, 2097 nucleotides long. It is a transcript of the gene EST1, whose product is annotated as Est1p. The transcript has a single exon. Gene Ontology annotation, molecular function: telomeric repeat DNA binding; telomerase RNA binding; protein binding. The coding region runs from base 1 to 2097 and encodes 698 amino acids. Gene Ontology annotation, cellular component: telomerase holoenzyme complex. Gene Ontology annotation, biological process: nuclear-transcribed mRNA catabolic process, nonsense-mediated decay. The record is from RefSeq and is a predicted model, not a curated record. NCBI's taxonomy places the organism in Eukaryota, Fungi, Ascomycota, Saccharomycetes, Saccharomycetales, Saccharomycetaceae.
AUGUGUAAUGAAGAAGUCAAUGAAGAAUAUGCGAGGUUGUUCUUCAAGAACGCUCGUGCGCAUCUAGAUAAACAUCUAACAUCAAGCUUGAUAUGCGAUGAAGAUGCAUAUAUCACGUUCAGAUGUUUCCUAGAUGGCAUACAUUACAAAUCUACUAUGUUGCUCGAGGAGCUGCUUUCGAAACAAGAGAAAAUGCACCAUAAUAACAAUCAUGAACGCAUAAAUGAUGCGGUGAUACCUAUGCUUCUGAAGCUUUUAUGGCUUCAAAUCCACGAACCUACAUUUCAAUGGUUUGAGCGCUGGUUUCAUGAUAUUAUGCGACUAAAUAAUAAGAGAAAGUUCAGAGUUUUUAGAAAAUUUCAUAAACAAAUGAUUAAUUUUUUCAAAAUUACGCAUAGGUAUUAUUAUAACACCAUCGAAUGCCUAUGCGCAAAAUAUGAUAUGUGUUCCGUUAUUCCAAAUGCUCUUUUUGCGAAGCUAAAUUUAAUGCGAUUGAUAGAUGGGCUUUCAACUCAUGAAAAAAUUGCAUUAGAUGCGAGUAAUCCGUUGACGUUUUCCAUUGUAAUUUCGCUUCAGAGAUGCAUAAUUAAUCUAGGUGCUACACACUUUUAUAAAACAUUAUUAGACAAGCCUUCCAGCAAAUCCAAAAGUGUGGAAGAUUUUGAGAAGGCUGUUAGGUAUUUGAACAUUGCCUCACUCUAUCUCCCAGCUGUUGGAGAUACUUAUUUUCAACUAGCCAAAAUUUACUUGAGCACUGAGAAAUUCUCACUGUAUUUUUUUGAAUUAGUAAGAGGUGCGUUAGUAAGGAUCCCGUCCAAAUGUGCGUUAAGUAAUUUGAGGGAUUUCAUUUUAACUCCUGAUUUUUCGGAAAGAAGACUUUUGAUGAAAAAAUUGGCCAUGCUUGUGUCAAAAGGUCUCAAAGGUGAGAGAUUGCUGUUUGAAAGUCGUACUGUUUUGCAAUUUCUAUCGAUAGUAGAACACACUAUGUUUCCACAUUCAUGGAACGUAUCACGUGCCCCUAAUUGUUGGCUAUUGAGAGAGCAUUUACAAACAGUUGCGCUAAAGUAUCAUGCAGGCGACAUUAAGGUUAUACUUGAAAAUUUGGCUGCCACGAUGGGAAGUUUCGAUCUUAUGUUUGCAAGUGGAAAUAGCAAGGAAAAAAAGAACAAACUCAAAUUCGCGGAUUUGAGUAAGCGUCAAGUUUUUUUUUUAGACUUAAGCUUCGAUUUUAUUGUCAAUAUAAUAGACGUCGUGAUUAAACCCUUAUGGCAAAAAAACAUGGAAAAUUUCCAAUACUUAGCCAUUAUACGUUUGCUUAUAUGCUGGAUUAAAUCAUAUAGAUCCAUUUUGCAGUACACUCACAGACACAGAAAGUUUUGUACUUCAUUCGCCUUAUUACUAAAUGAUUUGAUAAACAGUUCAUUGAAUUGGCCAAAGAAUGUAUAUAGCCACAAACCACGGAGAAGCUAUUAUUUGAGGGAAGAUAUUAUUUUUAGAGAAUUUUCUUGCAUUAACUUUGCACUAACCGAUUUUAAUGAUGAUUCUGUGUAUAAUUCUCCCGAUAUGAUUAAUAAUAUAAUUGGAUGCCCUACGUUGACUGAGAUGCUUUCUCCAAAAGAAGAAUGCAUUUUGCGAAUUAAAUCAAUAAUAUUUUCUGGCGUGAAAUUUUUAGAGAAAAAUAACACCGGUGUCAUAUGGAAUGCCGGCAAAUAUAAGUUCGAGGUCAUAAGCUCGGACACUAAGAUGAAACACAAAAUAGCAUUAUCGGAAAUUUCACUCAAAAUAAACGUAAAAACGCAACUAGAGAAAGCAGUUUCAUCGAGAAAAGCUGAGGGUAAAAGGGACGAACCACAGCGCAAAAGAGCGGGGGAAAUAGCUGUGACAGAAUUGGAAAAAAAAUUUGCAAAUGUUCGAAGAACAAAAAAAUCGUCGCCGCUCCUAGAAAAAGAGGAUGUUUUCUUUGAGUCGGUAAAUCAUGUUGUUUCACGAGAGAAAACUAUCACUAGCCCACUAUCUUGUAACCUUCCUUCAUAUCCAGAUGAAGCAGUUGACGCUGAUGGGGACGUCACCGUUCAAGUACCAGACACUCCUACUUGA